Molecule: messenger RNA, 1827 nt
Organism: Saccostrea cuccullata (small rock oyster)
Lineage: Eukaryota; Metazoa; Mollusca; Bivalvia; Ostreida; Ostreidae
Product: nucleolar and coiled-body phosphoprotein 1-like
Exons: 2
Coding region: 151-1704 (517 amino acids)
Molecular function (GO): protein binding
Source: RefSeq, a predicted model, not a curated record
UUUUAUCGAGAACAAAAUCAUUUCCUGCAUGUAAAUAUUGGCGGCAAGUGUGAAGAGAUCUAACGUUAGGAGUUUAUGCUAAAUAGUAAAUAUGCAAUAAAACCAUAUCCAUAGAAAGAAGACAGUCAACCAGUACGCACUUUAUAGAUUAUGGGAGAAGAAAUUUCCUUAACAGCCUCUAGUCUACCCACCAAACUGACUGAUAGCCUUUAUUUGUACCAGAAGAACAGAAUCCUGUGUGACUGUUGUAUACAGUGCAGCGAUGGAGAAGUUUACGCCCAUAAAAUCAUCCUGGCCAUGUGGGGAAUGUAUGGAUUCUACAUUGACACCAUCGACACAAUUAAGGCUGUAAAAUUCUCAAUUGCAGAUGUUAAUAAAUUUAUGAAGUUCAUUUAUUCAGGGAAUAUUUCACUGACUUCAAGUGCAGCCUCAAGAAUUGUUCAGUUUGGAAAACACAUAGGUAUAAAUUUGCGUUGUAUCACAAACUGUCAUACUCCAGAUUCUAUAGAAUCAGCUUUCUCAACCCUAAAAUCAUUUUCUCGUGUUGGAUUUCAAUAUGAUAGAGAGAAAAAGACCAUUUACAUGAAAUCCUUGCCUGAUUUUCAAAGCAUUUUUACUAGCACAACAAAUGUUAGAUGUAGAGAGCCGAUCAAAAAGACAAAUCCAAUAUCUGGUAAAAGUAGAGAACCAAAAAAGAGGGCAAAGUCGAUGUCUGACAGCAGUGAGGAGCCAAGUAAGAAGGCAAAGUCAGUGUCUAAUAACAGUAAAGAACCUGUCAAGAGGGCAAAGCCAAUAUCUGGUAAAAGUAGGAAACCAGCUAAGAGAGCAAAAACAAAACAUGGUAAAAGGAGGAAACCAGCCCAGGGGUCAAAGUCAGUGUCUGGUGACGGAAAGGAGCCUAUCAAUAGGGCAAAAUCAAUAUCUGAAAACAGUGGUGAAACAACGAAGAGGGCAAAGUCGGUAUCCGGUAACAAUGAGGAACCUAUAAAGAGGGCAAACUCAGUAUCCAGUAACAGUGAGGAGUUGACUAAGAGGGCAAAGUCAGUAUCCAGUAACAGUGAGGAGUUGACUAAGAGGGCAAACUCAGUAUCCAGUAACAAUGAGGAACUGACCAAGAGGGCAAACUCAGUAUCCAGUAACAAUGAGGAGUUGACUAAGAGGGCAAAGUCAGUAUCCAGCAACAAUGAGGAGUUGACCAAGAGGGCAAAGUCAGUAUCCAGUAACAAUGAGGAGUUGACCAAGAGGGCAAAGUCAGUAUCCAGUAACAAUGAGGAGUUGACUAAGAGGGCAAAGUCAGUAUCCAGUAACAAUGAGGAGCUAACUAAGAGGGCAAAGUCAGUAUCCAGUAACAGUGAGGAACCUACAAAGAGGGCAAACUCCGUAUCCAGUAACAGUGAGGAACCUACAAAGAGGGCAAAGUCAAAGCCAAUCAAGAGGACAAAGUCAAUGAUUACAGAAAAAAGGGUUGAAAACUUGAAAGAGAGUUCACUUUGUCAGUCAUCAGAUGUCAGUUCUACAGUGCUCUUUGAUGAAAACAAAUCAGCUGUAUUUCCAGUUUAUACCACCGGUUACAGUGAUGAACUUGGAAAGACAAAUACCAGUAUGUCUUAUGCUGAAACAAAACCAGAGAUUGUGAUAGAAGUCAAAACUGAAAACUGUAUAAACUUUGUCCUGAAGAUGGAGGAACGGGAAAAUGAGGACUAAGAUUCGGAACCUUGUCUGGAAGUGUAGUGGGAAACUGCUAAAAAUAGCUCAGUGAGGGGACAGGAUUUAUCCCAUAUGGAGAGAGCUGCAGCCAAUUAUUAAUGCACAAUUGUACCAUAUCUG